Thermothelomyces thermophilus ATCC 42464 is the source of this 2052-nucleotide messenger RNA. RefSeq lists its product as uncharacterized. Bases 24 to 1883 code for a protein of 619 amino acids. The transcript has a single exon. The record is from RefSeq and is a predicted model, not a curated record. Gene Ontology annotation, biological process: negative regulation of phosphatase activity; negative regulation of transcription by RNA polymerase II. NCBI's taxonomy places the organism in Eukaryota, Fungi, Ascomycota, Sordariomycetes, Sordariales, Chaetomiaceae. Gene Ontology annotation, molecular function: chromatin binding; phosphatase inhibitor activity; transcription corepressor activity.
ACAUCCUCGACGCGUCGACCGCCAUGGCCCAACCACCCAAAGAUCACCUUUCCAAUCUCGACCGGCAUGUGCAGCUGCUCGAGAGCAAGGUGAACAAGCUGCGCGCGUCUCUGACGCACUGGCAGCAAUGGUUUCUCGACUACUCGGCGCUCAAGGAAGAGGUCGAGCAGCUUCCCACUGACCCUCCUCCGCAUGAGCAGCUGCGUCGCAUCCGUCGCGAUUUCGACAGCAAGCUGCUCACGAAAAAGGAGAUCCAUGAGAUCAUGGGCAAGAAUGACCUCAGGACCACCGAGCAGAUCGUAAACACCCUCUCGCGGCGACUCGACUAUGUCGAGCAGAACAUUGGCACGCUGUCGAAGCUCCUUGAGAAAGAGGAGAACAGGCUCGCCGCCGCAUCUGUCGUCGCACAGCCGGAGCUCGGGACCGACGAGGAGAGCGGCCUCCCCUUCACCGACAUCAUCGAGGAGCUGGACGAGAACGACAAUGUCGUCAACUUCCGGCUGCAAACUGGUGCGGAUGCUGAGCCCAAGAUUGUCGACGCAUUGAAGAAGGUGGGCAUCGAAGAGAAAGACCUUGCCGCGACUGAGGCAGACUUGUCCAAGUCGGUGGAAAGGAUAGACCUCGAUGAUGCGAAAGAGGGUGAGGCCAGGGACGAGCCGGCUCCGAGUCCCGGACAGAGCACAACCGACGCCGCUCGGCAAAGCGCCCCCAGCACCGAGCCUGCCGGUCGCAAGAAGUCUGUCUCCUUCGCGGAGGAUACCAAGGCUGGCCAUGAGCCUGAGGAGCCCAAGCCUGCAGAGCCAGCGCCUACAGAGCCCACGCCUGCGCAGUCAAGGGCAGCUCAGAAUCUUGAGCGGCUCAUGCAGAAGGCCAAAGAACAGGAGGCGAUCGACUUGUCGGACGCCGUCAUCCCGGAGGACGAGUCACCAGAGGACAGCAAGCUGCGCCGCGAGAUGCUGGAAUACGGCAUGUCGGAGAUUGGCCCCGUCGUGGCCGAACUUCAGCUGGAGGAAGGCGGCUCCGACGACGAGGAUAGCUUGUGGAUCGGCUCCGAUGACGAGUUCGAGUCGGAAGUCACAGAAGAAGAUGAUGAUUCCGAGGACGAGCUCGGCCGCUCGAAACGCAGCCCGCUCACCCCGGACUACAUUAAGCGCAUGCAGGAGCUUGAGAGGCGGCUGAACGCCCAGUCCGCCUUCACGGUUGGCGCGUCAGAGACGAAGCCCAAGAAGCCGGAUGAGGGUAUUGGGCGAAUAGCGGUGGUUGACGACUCCAAAGCAGCAGCUGCCACCACGCCAGCCGCGCCGAAAGCAAAGAAGAGCGUCAGCUUCGCCUCGAAGCUGGAUAUUGCCCCGGACACUGCAUCUCGGCCGACACCAGAUGCCAGGCCCAGGGAGCGCAAAACUGUGCAGGUCGGCGAUGUCGUGGAGAAGACGACCCCGGAAGAGACGCCCAAGGACCCGGACGAGCCGCCGAAGCGCGUGUCUAGGUUCAAAAAGGAGCGAGCGGCCGCCUCGUCUCGUUCACGCGGCGGACUUCCUCCCGGACCACAACACCUUCCCGCCAACUUUGGCGCGGCCAACCCCAGUAGUGUCCCAGAUGAACCCCAUCCACCGGAAGACGUCCCCCUGGCCCCGACGGUUGUUGAGCGACCUACCGUGCCAAACCCGACGGAGCCAGAUGACUUGGACGAUGCUCUUCUAUACCAAGCAGCCGCGGUUGAGUACAACCGUUUGCGGAACAAGCUAAUCCAAAAACAGGGCGGUGUUAUGCAGCAAGACGGAGCCAUUGACAGUGAGACGGGUCAGGUUCCCCUCGACGAGGAAUUGGGCGGACCCAAGCGGAUGAGCAAGUUCAAAGCCGCCCGGUUGGCCAAGCUGCAAUAGCCCGAAAGGUCCAGAGCCAGAGGCUGUACUAUAGUCGACGUAAAUCGCGCUAUACCAGCGUUUCCGUCCCUAGAUCGUGCAGUGAUCACUUUGUGUGGAUCACGCCUUUUCCUUUUCCUGCCUUUUUCUUUCUCUUUCUCUCUCUCUCUCUGUGUUCAACUAACCCAGC